AUGACUGAUAUAACUCAAUUUUUCACUAAAGAUUCAUCAAAGCCUGUCAAGGGUAGAAAAAAACAGAAAGUUGAUGUCGAUAGUCCAAAGCCAGUUGUUGCUCCUGAAGUAAUUGAUAUUGGUGAUGAUGAUGAUGAUCUCUUGGAACUAGACCAUUCCAAAGGAGGGAAAAGAACAGAGGCUUCAAAAUCAAGGAAUGUUAGUGUAAAACCUGAGGUGAAGGUUGGUACUCCAAUGAAGAAAGAGUCUGUUGUCACUUCAGGGAUUCCAAAAGGUGCCACAGCUCAGGAGGUUCUUGAUACCAUUCCAUCUUUAGAUUUGUCGGCAGUAAGUGUGAAGGAAAAUGCCAAGUUUGAUUUUAGAGCAGCUGCAGCUAAUAAAUCUAGUGAUGUUGAUAUGGAUGAUAUUGCUGGAGAUAUUCCUGAAGGUAGACCAAACUGUUUAUUAGGUUUAACAAUUGUGUUUACCGGUGUUCUGCCAACUUUAGAAAGGGGUAACGCUGAAACUUUAGCAAAGAGAUAUGGUGCUAGAGUGACCUCAUCUAUUUCUAGAAAGACUUCUGUAGUAGUUCUUGGUGAAGAAGCAGGUCCAAAGAAAGUGGAAAAAAUCAAACAGUUAGGCGUGAAGGCAAUCAAUGAAGAUGGGUUCAAACAGUUAAUUGCAGGUAUGCCUGCUGAGGGUGGUGAAGGUGAAGCCGCUGAAAAGAGUAGACAAAAAUUAAAAGAACAAGAACAACAGGCAAAGAAAGAAGCUGAAGUAAUGAUUAAAGAAGAAGCAAAGAGACAAGAGAAAAUCAAAAAUGCACAAAUGUCUGGAGAAAAUGUCAUGAAGGAUGAUUUAGUUAGAGAACAAGAUAAGCUUUGGACUGUCAAAUACGCACCAACAAAUUCUAGUCAAAUUUGCGGUAAUAAAGGUACUAUAAACAAAUUGAAGACUUGGCUAUCUAAUUGGGACCACGCUAAGAGCAAUGGUUUCAAAUCUCCAGGAAGAGAUGGUUCAGGUAUAUAUAGAGCAGCCAUGUUAUAUGGUCCACCUGGUAUAGGUAAAACCACCGCAGCUCAUUUGAUAGCUAAGGAAUUAGGUUAUGAUAUUUUAGAACAGAAUGCAUCCGAUGUUCGUUCCAAGUCCCUAUUAAAUCUUGGUGUGAAAAAUGCACUAGACAAUAUGUCUAUUGUCGGUUAUUUUAAGCAUAAGGAGGAGCCAUCAGAAGCCCACGGCAAAAAAUUUGUAAUCAUUAUGGAUGAAGUAGAUGGUAUGAGUGGUGGUGAUAGAGGUGGUGUAGGGCAACUGGCUCAGUUUUGUCGUAAGACAUCUACACCAAUGAUUUUAAUCUGUAAUGAACGUAAUCAGCCUAAAAUGAGACCUUUUGAUAGAGUGUGUUUAGACGUCCAAUUUAGAAGACCCGAUGCUAACAGUAUCAAAUCGAGAUUAAUGACUAUUGCCAUUAGGGAAAAAUUCAAGUUAGAUCCUAAUAUUAUUGAUAAAUUAGUACAAUCUACCAGGGGCGAUAUGAGACAGAUUAUCAACCUUUUAUCUACUAUUUCCAAAACCACAAAACACAUAAACCAUGAAAACAUCAAUGAAAUCUCUCAAGCAUGGGAGAAGAAUGUUGCAUUAAAGCCAUUUGACAUCACACUUAGAUUAUUAAGUGGUCAAAUAUAUUCGGACUUAGGAUCUAACAAUUUUACACUUAACGACAAGAUUGCAUUAUAUUUUGACGAUUUUGAUUUCACACCAUUAAUGAUACAAGAAAAUUAUAUACACUCGAGACCUGCUACACUAAAAAAUGACGAAACCCAUCUAGAUGCUGUUGCAGCCGCCGCCGAUAGCAUUUCACUAGGUGACUUGGUAGAAAGAAAGAUUCGUAGUAGUGAGCAACUAUGGAGCUUAUUACCGUUACAUGCAGUGUUAUCCUCAGUGCUUCCCUCAUCGAAAGUUGCUGGUCAAAUGUCUGGUAGAGUAAACUUCACAUCAUGGCUAGGUCAAAAUUCAAAGAGAGGGAAAUUCUUCAGAUUACUUCAAGAAUUGCAAUAUCAUACCACCUUAAGCACAUCCACAGACAAGUUUGGAUUGAGAUUAGAGUAUAUGUCAACAUUCAAGCGUAGAUUACUAAAUCCACUUGUAAACGAAGGUGCUGAAGCAAUCCCUGAUAUCAUCGAAUUCAUGGAUAACUAUUAUCUAACGAAGGAAGACUGGGAUACCAUAAUGAGUUUCCUAAUCGGCACAGAUACAACAGACACUUUAAUCAAGAAGAUUCCAACCUCAGUGAAAAGUGCAUUCACCAGAAAAUAUAAUAGUACAACACAUCCUGUAGCUAUAUACAGACCUGGUGUUAGCACAGGCUCCAGUGUCGUUGCAGCUACCCCAGAUUUCGAAGAUAUCGUUGAUGCAGAUGACACAGUGCCACCAGGAGAGGACGAAGAUACAUCGAAUGACACUGAUCUAAAGAAGGACAAACUAAUCAAAGCCAAAGUCAAAUCAAAGGCAAAACCCAAGGCAAAACCAAAACCUAAGGCAAAACCAGCUGCUAAAGAAUCGACCAGAAAGAAGAGAAAGCUUGACAGUGACGAGGAUUAG
Vanderwaltozyma polyspora DSM 70294 is the source of this 2577-nucleotide messenger RNA. It is a transcript of the gene RFC1, whose product is annotated as replication factor C subunit 1. The record is from RefSeq and is a predicted model, not a curated record. Gene Ontology annotation, biological process: DNA replication; DNA repair. The transcript has a single exon. Gene Ontology annotation, molecular function: ATP binding; DNA clamp loader activity; DNA binding. The coding region runs from base 1 to 2577 and encodes 858 amino acids. Gene Ontology annotation, cellular component: nucleus; DNA replication factor C complex. Lineage: Eukaryota; Fungi; Ascomycota; Saccharomycetes; Saccharomycetales; Saccharomycetaceae.